Messenger RNA from Parasteatoda tepidariorum (common house spider), 6557 nucleotides. Its product is annotated as sodium-dependent neutral amino acid transporter B(0)AT3. The record is from RefSeq and is a predicted model, not a curated record. NCBI's taxonomy places the organism in Eukaryota, Metazoa, Arthropoda, Arachnida, Araneae, Theridiidae. Gene Ontology annotation, cellular component: plasma membrane. Gene Ontology annotation, biological process: amino acid transport; sodium ion transmembrane transport; nitrogen compound transport.
UGGGCAUGCGACAUUCGAACAUCGACUUUUCCGGGGGUGCGGCCCAUCGGAGGGGCCGCGCAUGCGUCUUUUCCCCAGGACUUCUCGAGGUCAGGCGGAAAAGAAAGUAAUCGCUGUUUCUCCCAAAGUACACCCACCAACCGUCUCCGGAAAACUUGGGAAAAAUUCACCUUUCACACACAGGUGAUUCAUCAAUGGUGAAAGCACAGUAUUAGUUUUCCACCACAAAGCAGCAGCAUUCUAUGUAAAGAGAAAUUUGUUUACACCCUGGAGAGUUUUUUUUUCAAAAGGAAGAGCGAAGUUUACAUAUAUUUUAGCGAUCUAAACCAAAAUAUUUAUAAAAGAGAGUCGAUAUUUUAAAUAUUUUAUAAAGUGCAAUAACUAUUUUAAAACUAGUAAUACUUACGACAAUCAUUUAAAAAAAAAAGAAGAAAAAAAAGGGGGGUUGCAGCAGAAUAAAAUGAUGUUGCAUAAAAUGAAUGUAGAGACGACUCGUAACUGAACUGGAUCACUCAUGAGCAUGAAAAGAAAAUAACUCUCCUAUGAACAGAAUCAAUCAUGUGGAUUUUCAAUCGGUCCAUAAGGAAAAAAAAACUUUGGAGUUAGAAUGUGAGUGAAACCAACUUACACUCCCCACCCGCCCACCUUAUCUCUCUCUCCCACAUCCCUGAUAAAACACAAACCAUGCAGAACCUGAUGAGAAAACAGUAUUCCAGGGGAGAGUUGCCCGUGGGAGAAAAGAUGGAGCUACGCGAACUGCAGGGUCGGCUUAUCGUCAACAACGGAGACGUCAAUCCUGGAUAUGGGUCUACUAACAUCGCUUUCGACAUGGGGGACGUCAGUCCUCAAAGUCGAAUCACAGUCGACAUGGUGUCAACAGUCGACAAAUCCGAAUUCAAACCAGAAAGUGACGACACCAGGGAAUCGUGGGACAGCAAACUGCAGUUCAUGCUGGCCACCAUCGGAUAUGCCGUUGGUCUUGGAAACGUCUGGAGAUUUCCCUACCUUGCACAAAAGAACGGAGGAGGGGCUUUUCUCAUACCUUAUUUCAUCAUGCUAGCGGUGGAAGGUAUUCCCUGUUUUUACAUGGAAUUGGCUGUCGGCCAACGACUACGAAAAGGGGCAAUCGGUGCCUGGAAUCUGGUUAGUCCUUACAUGGGAGGUAUCGGCAUAACAUCGGCCGUUGUCUCCUUUAAUGUCGCCCUCUACUACAACACCAUCAUUGCCUGGUGCCUCUACUACUUCUUCCAGAGCUUCCAAACUCCCUUACCCUGGGCGGAGUGCCCGAGACAGGCAGGUCCAAACAACACUUACAUCAUAGUUCCCGAGUGCCAGAAGAGUAGUCCGACCGAAUACUUCUGGUACCGCCAGACCCUGGAUAUCAGUACUGAUAUCGAUACUACAAAUGGCUUCAAUUAUCGUAUCGCCCUCUGCCUCCUACUCGCCUGGUUCUUCUGUUAUCUGUGCAUGGCAAAGGGGAUCGCCUCCUCAGGAAAAGUUGUGUACGUGACGGCCACCUUUCCCUACCUUGUGCUGGUCAUCUUCUUCUUCAGGGGUAUCACACUAGACGGCAUGCAGAAUGGACUCGAACAUCUCUUCACACCGGACUGGUCGAGGCUGGCAGAUCCAGUAGUGUGGCUUGAAGCUGGCACCCAGAUCUUUUUCUCCCUUGGAUUAGCCUUCGGAGGACUGAUAGCCUUUUCUUCCUAUAAUCCGGUACACAAUAACUGCUUCCGAGACGCUAUCACUGUCUCCAUAUGCAACUGUGGAACAUCCAUGUUUGCUGGAAUUGUCGUCUUCUCUGUACUAGGAUUUAAAGCCCACAACACCCACCAGCGAUGCGUAGAAGAUCGUGAUCUGCUGUUACGUCCGCUCUACCAGAAUACUACCAUCCCUCCUGUUAUUCCGGAAGACGUGAUAGCUCACCUUUUUGAGACUGUGCCCAAUCUGCCCUACGACUUUCCAGAGUGUGACAUCCAAAAAGAACUUCAAAAGAGUGCGUCCGGAACGGGUCUCGCAUUUAUUGCUUUCACGGAAGCUAUCAACCAAUUCCCAGGAGCGCCCUUCUGGUCUGUCCUCUUCUUCCUGAUGCUCUUCACCCUCGGAAUAGACUCUCAGUUCGGCACCUUAGAAGGAGUCAUAACCUCUAUAGUCGACAUGAAACUCUUUCCCAACGUUCGAAAAGAAAUACUCACUGGCGUAACUUGUCUUCUGUGUUUCUUCCUGUCUUUGAUAUUUGCUCAGGGUGGUGGUAAUUAUGUCUUUACCUUAUUCGACAACUUCAGUGGAAACUUUCCUCUCCUCAUAGUCGCCCUCUUUGAAUGCAUUGCCAUAUCCUACGUCUACGGACUCAGAAGGUUCAGCGAUGACAUCGAGUUGAUGACCGGACGGCGUCCUAGCUAUUACUGGUUGUUCUGUUGGAGGUACGUAGCUCCGGCUACUAUGAUCACCAUCCUCUGUUGUUCAUUUGUAAAGAUAGCCUCUGAAGGAAGUGGAUACGAAGCAUGGGAUAAGGAAACCGCAACAACAGUGGGGAAAGAAUGGCCUGGCUGGUGUCACUUCGUGAUUGCAUUGUUGAUACUAAUGGCUGCUAUAUGGAUUCCGUUGGUAGCAUUGCUCCGUGCUUGCGGCAUUCGUCUGCUGCCAGACGAGGAACCUUCCUGGUUCCCUGCAGACGAACUCAGGGACUUCCACAACAUCAUUCCCCACAAGGUGACCAACCUCGAGAAGUGCCUCUUCUGCAUACGUGAAGACCAUGAUCCAGAAGACAUGUGAUCAACACUAACAAAAAAAAGAAUGGUCGUUUGCCAAAAGAUUUUACUAAUUAUUAUUUGUUUACUCACUCACUUUGCCUAGAAAUAAACUUUAGAGAUUUAGAAUUUAAUCAGCGAAUCUUGAUAUCAGAAAGUAAAAUAGUCUUUAAGCAUUUAAAUACUCUCACUCACUAUCUGGAGAGAAUACUAUGGACGAUCCAUCCUAAUAUACACAAUAAUUAUCUGAAUAAGGACAAUUUCUAAGUGAUGUUGGAAAAGAAAUCGCAUUUCAUAUUAUAAGAUAUAUGUAUAUAUUUAUAGGACUCAAUUUGCAUGUGUAAAAAAAGGAACCAUAACAUAUCGGAGUAUAACAUAUGGUAAUUUUCCAAUAAAAAAAAAGAGGUGCAGGUUUUGUAACUAGAAAUGCUGUUUUAAAUUUAGAUAUACGAAUAGGGCGAAAAUUAGUAAGAAAUAGCAUUUAGUUACAUCAUUUUAAUAAUUUCAUUAUUAAAUUUUCGUUUAAAUUCGACAGGGUUUUAACUAAUCGUAUUAACACAUUCAAGCCAAUUUUAAAAUUAGUAUUAAAUACAGAGAAUAUAUUUGAAUAUGAUGGUAAAUAAAAAAUAAAAUAAGGACAAUAACUUAAAUGACGACUUUAUAAUCGUUACUAGUUAAUCAAAUAAUAAAUUUUGAGAAUAAACUUAUUGUUGAACUUAUUGUUUAUUUUCAUACUAUUCAAAAUUUAAGAAAACAGUUCCUAAUAAGCAAUAUUACAAAAAUAAAUUUAAUUAUAACUUUCAUAUUAGUUACAACUAUUUCACAAGCAAUUUUUGCUCAAGAAGUGAAAAAAAAUAUAUGGUGUAAAAAUUGCAUCAAAUUUGAGCAUUUUAUUUGGUGUCCUUUACAUGGUAUUCUGCUUCCUUUUUUUGUUGAAUUUGCAAUCUCUUGUUCUUUUGCGUUCUUUCGUCCUAUCCCUUUGUAAUAUACGGUCGCAUUGAAGCCGAAUCUCUUGAUUUUCGCUGAAGAUUUUAUUUUUAAAGUGAUAACAAAACGAAAACUUUAAUAUCCUUAAUAACAUUAUUAUUAAAUUUUCGUUAAAAUUGAACAAGUUUUUAAUUAAUCGUAUUAACACAUUCACGAAUUCAAAAAGUGCUUAAGAACAGCAGCUUUGCAGUCGGUCUUAUUUACAACGGGAAUAUUUCAUUAAAACCAAAUUAGCAUAAAUUAUUAAAAACAGAAACUAUGUUGUACAAAAAUGAACCGAAAAAUGUUUAAAAACGCUUUUAACCUUCAUUGUCAUUUAUGUACAAAAAUGAGGGAGCGAGAGAGUCUUUGAUUGCUGUUUGACUUUCAAUAAACAUGGCCUGAUAAACGCUAUGUUUUGGAUAUAACCUAGCAACUCUAGGACAGUCACAAAUUUCUCAGCUACACUCCAUGUCUUCGGUGGUCUUUAUUAGCACUUACAGAUUCUGCAUAAAGAACAUUCGAGCUUAACUCAAGGUAAACGACAACAGCUAGAGAUAAAUAACUUAUUCAUUGGUUAUAUAGUUUUGUUAAUUAUUGCUAAGACCACAUAUAAUUUCUUAUGAACUGUUUUCAAGAAUUUUAUGAAAAUUUUCUCGCUAAAAAUCCAAGCUAUAUUGGUGAAAACAAACGUUCAUCUAGGCUUUUUAACAUUAAACCGACCCUAUAUUAUAAUUUUCCCGUUUAGUCUGUUUUUUUUUUCUUGCUUUCUUUUUGUUUAAAUAAGGGUUUGCAAUAAAUGAGAUCAACUUUAUAAGUGAUUUUGAAUUAUUUUGUAUUUAUGCAGCAGUAUAUGCCUAAAAUUAAAGAUACUUACCCGAAUUUUCAAAUUUUUCAAAUGAAAAAAAAAAAACUAUUUUAUUCUGAACAGCACUAAUUGUGAUAUACCGUUUUGAAAUCAACAUAGUUAUUAAGCUGACUAAUAAAGACAACUUUAGUUGUAAUUGUUCUAUAGAAGUCAGAAGGCUUUUUUGUAGUCUCAUAUCAAGAUUCCAUAUUGUUGUUGUUCUUUCAUUAUUAUUGCACCUUUGGACCUUCUUUUUAAAAUCAAUCACAGAUCACAACACUUCUGAUAUUUUUGUGGCCUUAAAAAUGUCGUUUUUCGAUCUUUUAGAGAGAGAGAGAGACAGCACAACGAACAUUCCUCUGUAAUGGUGUCAUUAUUGCUCUCAGAUGCAGGGUGUUUCAAAAGACCAAUUGAUACAGGGGUCUCCAAACUACAGCCUUCAUCAGCAGACAUGCCAGGUCUUGAUUAUACAAGGUGUCUAUACUAUAAUUAAGUCUCAACUUCAAUGGUGUGCCCGUAUUAUAACAAAUGCAUCAAAAUGAAGGUAAACUAGCCUCGUUCUUCUCACAAAUGCUCCACGUGUGUCCUAUUAGUUACAUGGCACACCUGCAACUCAAAGUUUCAUUUUUCCUCCACCUGUUAACCAAAGUUUGAAUAUUCUGAACUUGUUAAUCAAGGCAAUGGAAGAAUUAGAUUUUGAGUUGAAUGUGUGCCAUAUAAGUAACAGUUCACCUAUUGAUCAUUCGUAAAAGAAAUUAGGUUCGUUCAACUUCAUUUUGAUGUAUUAUUUGUUAUAAAUAUUCUGAAUUAAAUUAUUCGAAACUAGGACAUUCCUUUAUUCACAGCCUGUCUCUUAAAUUUAACAAAAUAAUAAUCAGAAAUAACAAAAUGGCUAACAUACAUAAUGUAUUUUUAUGGCAAUAAAAGAAAGGAUUUAACAAUAAUGGGUGUACUGUCACAUCAAAAGAUGCUUCACAUUUCUUAACUUCAGCAAGUUGGUAAGACGAGUUAUUCAACGAGUCAAAAUGUCCUACCAGGCUGAAGCCUAGGAUAUCAAAAGGGAUUGGAAAAUGCUUAUAACGGUCUCAAAACUAUGAAAAAUGAGCAGCUCUUCAACCAGAGGGCAGAUAUGAUCUAGCUUCCGCCCUGAAUAACGCAUUUGCUGGUGAAGUCAAAGAAUCACAGGAAAAACAAACCCGGGAAAAAAAGCAGUGACAAAAAGAGCACCAGAAAAAGCUCCUUAAAUAUUAUAUAUCUGUUAUGUCCAAUUUGAUUCGGAACCCGAAUUUAAAGUAAUUAAAUAAUUAUUCCAUUAUAAAUAGAUUUUUUUAAAAUAUUAAUGAUUCAAAGUUUAAUUUGAAAUUGGCGGAAAGGAACUUUUAAUACUUCUUUUUUAUUUGUAAAUACAAUUAUAUAAUGUAUAAUAGAAUACUAUCAAUAGUUUAUAAAUUAACAGUACUCUCUCAAGGGGUUAAUCUUUUGAUGAAUUAAAAAUGUUGAUAAAAAUGAUUCAAGUAAGUGACGAAGUAUGUCAAUUUAAAAAAAUAACUAAUUGAAAAAAGAUAUUCGCAUGAUAUUAUAUUACAAUGCCAUAAGUGUAAUUAGAAAAAAUUAGAACAAUUUUAAAAUUGUUGAAGAGUUCCAAUCAAUUUGUUAAAUAGAAUGUAGUGGUUAACGAUCCUUUGAGCAAAUUUUAAACUAAUCCUUACAUAUUAAUUUUUUAAGAAAUAUCUAACUCCGUUCGAAUAGUUAUUUAAGUACAGUAAAUUCAGGUUAAACUGUCCAUUUCGAAUCGAUCGUUGCAUUUUAUGAUAAUUAAUGAUGAGGUCAGUGGAGGAUCCAGCGGGAGGGUCAUAGGGGUCAGGCCCCCCCCCCAAAAAAAAAAAAAUUUAAAAAUAAAAUAAGAAUAAUAAUUUUUUUAAUAGUUUUCAAAAUAAAUAAAAUAUUUUAAAAAUUAUUUUAGGGGGCAUAUACACCUAGGUAGGUCGGAAAAA